CAGGAAAAGCGCUUUAUAAAUAGUAUGCCUUCAAAGCCAUCAACCAGGGAGGACUGACCUCCGUAGCGAUCAGAGGAAAGGACUGUGUUGUGGCUGUCACACAAAAGAAAGUUCCAGACAAGCUAUUGGAUGCGAUGACGGUCACACAUCUGUAUAAAAUUACAGAGAACAUUGGCUGUGUUAUGACUGGCAUGACUGCUGACAGCAGGUCUCAGGUGCAGAGGGCUCGGUACGAAGCGGCUAACUGGAUGUAUAAGUACGGCUAUGAGAUCCCUGUGGACAUGUUGUGCAAACGCAUGGCAGACAUCUCUCAAGUCUACACACAGAACGCAGAGAUGAGGCCCCUAGGCUGCUGUAUGAUCUUUGUGGGUCUGGAUGAAGAGUUGGGUCCUCAGCUGUAUAAGUGUGAUCCAGCCGGAUACUACUGCGGCUUUAAGGCCACCGCAGCCGGAGUCAAGCAGACUGAGGCCACCAGCUACCUGGAGAAGAAAGUCAAGAAGAAACUGGAUUGGACUUAUGAGCAGACCAUAGAGACGGCUAUCUCAUGCCUGGCCACCGUUCUGUCCAUCGACUUCAAGCCCUCUGAGCUAGAGGUGGGAAUUAUCACUACAAAAGGAUCUGGAUUCAAGAUUCUGUCAGAGAAUGAGAUCGAUGUCCACCUGGUGGCUUUGUCUGAGAGAGAAUGAUGAGAUUCUGAAAAGGAUGAAUGGCAACAUCAGAAAAACCCCCACCUCCUCCUCUGCAAAAAGGUCUCGCCUACAGGGAAUGAGUUGGUAUCAUCUUGUUCCAAAGAGGUGGCGGUUGAAAUACAAAGAUAAACAGUUAUUAGCAGGUGGGUGGAAACGUUACCCAUCUGCACCAACACCUCCUUUAGCAUCGUCUCUGACUGGACACGAUAUUCUCCACAUAUCCACCCCUCCUGUAUUUUCUGGAAAGAUGCGGAACAUUCACAUCAGUACCACCACACCAGUCUGAUAUCUCCUCCUCUGUCUGGAUGGAGCCCAAACGACUUUAGUUGAUGAGUGCGACAUGAGCAGAUUGAAAAGAUGGGGGAUAGUAACACGACAACAACAACAGCAGCACAAUAACCUCUCAAUACCUCUUAGUAUAGAGCAGUGAAGGAUUGAGUCCUAAAACCCGGGAACGAGCAAGCAUUUUUGGAAAACAAAACGUGUUUCUAUUUAGAUGCCUGAAAUAAGGUCUGUGGUUAAUGAAGGUUUCCAGAAUAUUCACGUUAGUAGUUCACUUUUAUGAAUCCUAAAAAUGGCUGUUGACUAAAAGCAGCUAAAACUACCAAACGUCAUUUUGCUGAACAUUAGCCGCCUUUAGCUUAGAGUGAGUGAUGCGCAGUGAUUGCUUGAAUGUUUAGAAAAUCAUAAAGUUGUUGUUAAUCUGUGGAGAUUAUCCUGCUGUGCAAAACGUGUAAGUAUCAAACGUUUGUCUGGAAUAAAUUCUAUGGGUAUACUAUACAAUCUUUCAGGAUUUUCACGUUUUGAUCUAGGACAUAAAAUACGUCAAUAAAUACCCGACUUGUGAAUGCCCGGAGCUUCUACGUGUAAAAAAACUGCGUUUGCUAACAAGUUGCUGAACGAGGCUAUUAAACGUCAUCAAGAAGAAAAUUAGCCGCCUUUAGUUUAGCGGUAUUCAACUAACUGUCAUGUAGUUUGUUUAAAGCCUAACGUUAGCUUUUUUACUUAUUGCGAUUGCAUUUAUGACUCAAAAAUCAUUAAAGUUGUGUUGAUAUUUGGAGAUUAUCCUGCUGAAGAAAGCAAGUAUCAUAAACACAUUAGCCACAGAUCUUAUUUUAUUUAUGUUCCAAAAGCCGAUGGAAAAAAUCGGCUUUUGCAGAGGGAGCCGUUGCGAUGCUAACUUCGGGUUCAGCCUACAAAAAUACGUCACCACUGCACCAUUUUUUACAUAGCUUCUUGAGUCACUGUAUUUCAACAGUGCUUCCAAACUUUACUCAGGGCUGCCACAUACAUUAUUUUGAUCUAAAUUAAAGUGCCACCCCCUCCUCUCCACUGUUUUGUAGUUCCAGGGUGAUUUCUAUGCUCUGAUUUAGUAUGGUCACCCCUGUCUCACCCUAAAUCAGAGCAUAGAAGUCUGCUCAGGUCAACAGGAAGUCGCUAAUUAUUUCAUUCUCUCCCCUUGUGUCUCAACCCCCCUUCUCUCUGCUGCCAUUGUUGUAAAUUGCACUUCUAAUAAACACAAUGUUUUUAUUGAACAUC
Notothenia coriiceps (black rockcod) is the source of this 2228-nucleotide messenger RNA. Its product is annotated as proteasome subunit alpha type-6-like. Gene Ontology annotation, cellular component: proteasome core complex, alpha-subunit complex; proteasome core complex. The transcript is spliced from 7 exons. NCBI's taxonomy places the organism in Eukaryota, Metazoa, Chordata, Actinopteri, Perciformes, Nototheniidae. The coding region runs from base 135 to 686 and encodes 183 amino acids. The record is from RefSeq and is a predicted model, not a curated record.